Molecule: messenger RNA, 953 nt
Organism: Cimex lectularius (bed bug)
Lineage: Eukaryota; Metazoa; Arthropoda; Insecta; Hemiptera; Cimicidae
Exons: 3
Coding region: 114-560 (148 amino acids)
Source: RefSeq, a predicted model, not a curated record
AGAUCGAGUCAUCUGCGAUCAGCCGACUGCGGAGGGAAGAGUGAUAAAAGUUAAAAAGAGAAAUAGCGAGUCAAGUGAUAAUCUAUUCUAUUGAUUUUUACCAUUCGGGAAAAAUGAAUAUAGAACAAGGGAAAAAAUUUGACUCCAUCCUAAAGUACCUAAACAAUAAAUUGUUGGAACCUUCACGGUUGGGAGACGGAAAAUCAUCACCCGAAGCUUUUGAUCAUAUGAACCGGAGAAUAUCAACUCUAGAUAAUAACAUAAGUGACUCUCUACGGUUUUGGGAAGAAAGGAAAGAAAACGACUACAGUGAUUCUGCUAAGAUGUUGAUUGAUGACCUAACAAGCGAAUUGGACAAAAUUGAGGCUUAUGGUUCAAAUCAUGGCUACAUUUGCUAUAAUUCAAAUGCUUCUUCCCCGCAAGACAAUUGUGAAAAUAGCACAGAUUUUGUUUCACCAGAUUUACAGAACAGCAUUUUGAAAGACCAAAGCAUUAUUAACCACAAAGUGGCCUCAAAAAGGUUCAUAGGGAAAAAAUUACUAUUUGAUGGAGCAGAUUAAUUGAAAAAAAAGAAACUUUUUCAAAUUGUAUUGUAUAGUUUAUUUUUUCUUACAUUAUAAAUACCUGGUCUCAGUUGAAUAUACAAAAUAAAUAUAAAAAGUAACUUUCUGAAUAAUUAAAAAAAAAAAUUAUAACAAUAUUAAGUUUUUUGUACUACUUCAAAAUAUCUUAUCAAUGAAUUUUGAUGAAUUGCCUAAUUAAUAAUUAAAAAUUUGAAAACAUAUUUGGAAUGUUAAUGUUUUAUUUAGUAAAAAAUUACAUAAAGAAACGUGUAAAAAUUAAAAGUAAAAAUUAGGUCGACUUCUAUUGUCUAGUGUUUUCCUUUAUUUCGAAUUAAAAAAGCCCAAAGGAUGCCAUAAAGAACUGCACCUCCCAACAGGAUGCCGAUCCCA